GCAAGAAGGUUUCAGGGAGAAACACUUCCUUCUUCGUGGAGGAGGAGGAGAAGCCGGGACUAAAGGGGAGAUUUCUUUUCAGGAAUCUUCUGUUGUGUCUGAGAGAGCGCUGCAGCAGGGAAAGAGAAGAGAGCCCGAGACCAUGGGGCCGCCCCGACGGACAAGAAUGCCAAUGGAGGCAACAGCAGCUCUGAGUUUGGUGGUGAUCGCACUUGCGUUUGCUGCACAGGUCGAGGCGUCGCCUUACGAGUACAAGUCUCCGCCCCCGCCUGUUUACGAGACUCCUGCUCCAGUCUACAAGUACAAAUCUCCGCCCCCUCCACCACCGGUUUACAAGUACGCUUCUCCUCCCCCACCUGUUUAUCACGCUCCUGCUCCUGUCUACAAAUACAAAUCCCCACCUCCGCCUGUCUACCACUACAGCUCCCCACCACCACCAGUCUACAAAUACAAGUCACCACCUCCUCCAGUGUAUCAUGCUCCCGCCCCGGUCUACAAGUAUAAGUCUCCUCCCCCGCCAGUCUAUCACUACAGCUCGCCACCACCACCUGUUUACAAAUACAAAUCCCCGCCGCCACCUGUGUACCACGCCCCUGCUCCAGUUUACAAGUACGAAUCUCCUCCGCCACCGGUGUACAAGUACAGCUCACCACCACCACCGGUUUACAAAUACAAGUCGCCUCCUCCACCUGUUUACCACGCCCCGGCUCCAGUCUACAAGUACAAAUCCCCGCCGCCACCGGUGUAUCACUACACCUCCCCGCCACCACCUGUUUACAAGUAUAAGUCUCCACCGCCGCCUGUUUACCACGCUCCCGCCCCAGUCUACAAGUAUAAGUCACCGCCGCCACCUGUUUACCACUACAGCUCCCCACCACCCCCGGUUUACAAGUACAAAUCUCCUCCUCCCCCUGUCUACCACGCUCCAGCACCGGUUUACAAGUAUAAGUCUCCACCGCCACCGGUCUAUCACUACAGCUCCCCGCCACCACCGGUGUACAAGUACAAGUCGCCACCACCGCCUGUGUACCACGCUCCAGCACCGGUUUACAAGUAUAAGUCGCCUCCUCCACCUGUUUACCACUACAGCUCGCCACCACCGCCGGUCUACGAGUACAAAUCCCCGCCACCUCCUGUGUACCACGCCCCGGCUCCAGUUUACAAGUAUAAGUCACCACCGCCUCCGGUCUACAAGUACCAAUCCCCGCCUCCACCGGUGUACCAUUCCCCGGCGCCGGUUUACAAGUACCAGUCUCCUCCUCCUCCUGUUUAUUAGCUCGUCGCAAGCUAGAGGCACACGCAUAAGGUAGAAGAUGACAACAAGUGCUGCAGGAUUUUCCUUGAAAUAAGGACACGCGUGGCCGCAGUGGAAACGGAGCUGCUGCACAGAAAAAGAGAGAUGUGAGAACGCGAGUGUAUAUAGAAAACUGGACAAAAAGAAAACAAAGAAGCAUCAUCACAGGAGGCCAUCCACGAAGUGUUCAGGGAUUCUUUCGAGGGUUGGACGUUACCUUGGUUCAUCCCGGUUUUUCAUAAAAUAAGCUCGACGAGGGCGCAAUGUUUUUUUUUUCUCCUUC
Molecule: messenger RNA, 1577 nt
Organism: Selaginella moellendorffii
Lineage: Eukaryota; Viridiplantae; Streptophyta; Lycopodiopsida; Selaginellales; Selaginellaceae
Product: extensin-2
Exons: 4
Coding region: 143-1276 (377 amino acids)
Biological process (GO): plant-type cell wall organization
Molecular function (GO): structural constituent of cell wall
Source: RefSeq, a predicted model, not a curated record